CUGUUUCCAUCUGCUUUGCUUCUUCUUGUUCUUCCAAAAGGAUUCAAUUAUAGUAUUACUUAAAGGAUAGGUUUUCUAGUUUGACCCCUUUUGCUAGUAUUAAAAUAAAGUAAAAAUCUGUCUUGACAUUGCUGCCGCGUUUCCCAUAUUCAAAGAGCUUCAUUUCCAGGAAAUGCAAAAAGGGCUGCCAGCCUCCAAGGGGGUCCCUGUUUGAAUCUUCUUUUUUGUCUGCUUGAUAAAGCAGAAGGCCAAGUACCUGAGAUCUGGUUUUCAAGAGUAUAUCAGCAUCGAUCAAUAGUCUGAAUUUGAUUUCAGAAUGGCAAGUGAUGAUCAGAUCAUCAAGGUUGUCGGGGAUCGAUUCUGUGUCCCUUACACGAUGGAGCUCCUUGUCAAGAGGAAAAUACAAUCGUUUUCUAAUGCACACUACGAUGUGUUUGAUGCAACCGGGAACGUUCUCCUUCAAGUCGAUGGCGGUGUCUGGAACUUCCAGAGGAAAAGGGUCAUGAAGGAUCCUGCUGGUUUGCCUGUCAUCACCAUGCGCGAAAAGCAGGCAUUAUCCUGGAAACAGCAAUGGGUAGUUCAUCAAGGUGAAAGCUCGGAAAAGGACCAUUUUAUCUGCUGCGUGCAAAGAUCCAAUGCUCUCCAGAUCAAAAACAAGCUUGAUGUUUGCUUAGCAAGCAGCUAUAAGGACGAUGGCCGCGAUUUCCGUGUAACUGGAAGUUUUGCUUCCCUUUCUUUCAAAGUUCGGAGAGGCAAUUCAAUCAUUGCAGAGGUUAGCCACAAUUUCACAUGGGGGAGCUGCAAGGGCAAAGAAAGUUUCAAGGUGAAAGUGUAUCCAGAGGUGGACUACGCCUUCAUUGUAGCUUUGGUGGUAAUUAUGCACGAGAAUGACAAUGCAUAAUACUUCAGUCUAAAGCUUUUGGUUUUUUCUCCUCCCAAGCUUGUAUGAAUCAUCUUCUGCUGUAAUGAAUACCAGAACAGCAUACUUCCCUUGCACAUGCACACCCGCAGAAAGGAGAUCAAACUUAGAUUGAAGUGUAUAAUAUUCCUGACCAGUUACACAAAUCUAGGAUGCAAUUUUUUUUAUUUCUUUGUCUGUCAUUUGCCCUAAUGUCAGUCAUUUGGGUCGGAUCUUUUGUUUGCUUCA
Messenger RNA from Theobroma cacao (cacao), 1147 nucleotides. RefSeq names its product LURP-one-like protein (DUF567). The record is from RefSeq and is a predicted model, not a curated record. NCBI's taxonomy places the organism in Eukaryota, Viridiplantae, Streptophyta, Magnoliopsida, Malvales, Malvaceae.